AUCCUAUCCUAAUGAUCCAUCGAUAGAACACCAAGGCGUCAAGUGUGCUAAACCAAGAUUCGACGAAAUCACUGCGUAUCGUUGGCUGACAAAAGUGGGGUUACUUUCAUGUAGGACGCCGGUGUUGUGUUGGUUCGGUUCGCCCUGUGUUAGCCAUUCGCAGAUGUAUCGCUUGAUGCCAUUGAUCCAAUGUGUUCGAUACUGGCGUUGUUGACAGGCACUGUAGGAGCCGCAACAAUGAUGGACAACGACGACCUCUACUCGGGCUAUGACUACAGCUCGGCCAUGGACUUCUCGGCUAUGGACGACGACAUUCACUUUCAGCAAGCAAUUAAAAACUCAAUGACAAGAAGACCGAUGACCCAGAGUCGUCUGCUAACCGGGAUGGGCGGCUCGAGGCCGGCCACGCGCGGCCAGCCGCGCACCGGCCUGCUGCGCAGCGCCGCGCCCAGCACUGCAUCCUUCCGCGGCGGGAUGCCGCCGAUGACGGGCCGCCCGCUCACCGGGAUGACGUCCGGAGACGAGAACCGGCCGAUGACGGCCGUCAAGGGUGUGGGCUACUCGUCUGCCGGCGGUCGCCAGUCGGGCUUCGAGCGUGGCCGGUCCGGCCUGGAGCCGCACUCCUCCCAGACACCGGAGGAGCGGGUGCGUCAGCUGGAGGCGCGUGUCAUGGCACUGGUCGAGGAGUCCUGUCUGGCUAGCUGCCGGAACGAGGAUAAACUGGCGCUGGACCGCGCCAAGGAGGCGUCGGCCAAGGAGCGCACCCUGAUCAGACACCGCGAGCAGGCCGGCCUCAUCGACUCGCACAACCUCGAGCUGACCUUCGUGGUGCUGACGAACCUGGCUCACCAGUACGCCAAAAACGAGCUGUACACCGAGGCGCUCAACACCUACCAGGUCAUCACCAAAAACAAAAACUUCAACAACGCCGGCCGCCUGAAGGUCAACAUGGGCAACAUCUACUACAAGAUGGGCCAGUUCCCCAAGGCGCUGAAGUUCUACCGGAUGGCGCUCGACCAGAUCCCCAGCGGACAGAGCUCCACUAAGAUCAAGAUAAUGCACAACAUCGGCAUUCUGUUCGUGAAGAUGGGCCACUUUCCGGACGCCAUCACCAGCUUCGAGUUCUGCAUGCACGAGAAGCCGUCCUUCCGUAUCGGUCUGCACCUGGUGGUGUGCUACCACGCCAUGGGUGACCGCGCCAAGCAGAAGGAGGCCUUCCAGAAGCUGCUGCAGGUGCCGUUCGACAUGGAGAACGAGGACAAGUACAAGGACCUCGAGGAGGAGGCUGAGAAGGACCCGCAGACCUCGCUCGUGCUGGAGGUCAUCAAAAACGACCCGAUGCGUAAGCUGGAGCGUCGCCUUCGCAACGAGGCGGAGCAGUGCAUCCUGACAGCGGCCAAGCUGAUCUCGUCGGCCGCCGGAGAGGACAGCGCACAGCUGACUGAGGCCUACGACUGGUGUGUGGACACGCUGAAGAACUCACAGCACUCGGAGCUGGCCAACGACCUGGAGAUCAACAAGGCGGUGAUGUACCUGCGGCAGCGCGACUUCCGCGCCGCCAUCGACACGCUCAAAGUGUUCGACAAGGUGGACACCAAGGUGGCCUCGCACGCCUCCACCAACCUGGCCUUCCUCUUCUUCCUGCGGAAGGAGUACGAGGAGGCUGAGAAGUACGCCGAGCGGGCGCGGGACGCCGACGGCUACAACGCCCCGGCUCUGGUCAACCUGGGCAACUGCUGCUUCCAGCGCGGCGACCUGGAGAAGGCCAAAGAGUACUACAUCUGCGCGCUGGACAACGACGCCUCCUGCGUGCAGGCGCUCUACAAUCUCGGUCUCACCAACAAGAACAUGCGUCUGUACGCGGACGCCAAGGACUCGUUUGUGAAGCUGCACACGAUCGUGCGCUCGCACCCUCAGAUAAUCUACCAGAUCGCCAACUGUUCGGAGCUGAUGGGCGACAUCGACCAGGCCACUGAGUGGUAUAUCCAGAUGCUAAGUUUGGUGCCGUCGGACCCGGAUACCCUGUUCCACCUGGGCGGACUGCUGGACAGCGAGGGCGACAAGCAGGCCGCUUACCAGUACUACUUUGACUCGUCCCGGUUCUACCCGGCCAACCUGGAGGUGAUCGACUGGCUGGGCUCCUACUUCAUCGAGCACCAGGUCUCCGAGAAGGCCAUCCUCUACUUUGAGCGCGCCACACUGAUCCAACCGGCAGAGGUGCGCUGGCACCUUAUCAUCGCCUCGUGCUACCGGCGCGCCGGGAACUACCAGCGAGCGCUAGCCAAGUACAAGGAGAUCCACGUCAAGUUCCCGGACAACAUUGAGUGUCUGAAGUUCCUGGUGCGUAUCUGUACCGAUCUCGGCCUGAAGGAGGCCGCCGACUACGCUGUGGAACUGAAACGCGCUGAAAAGUACAAGGAAAUGCGGGACGAGCGGCUGAAAUCUGGGAGGCCUAGCACCUCGUACCGGUCCGGCCUGCACGGCUCUCGGGACAACUCGGCGGCCAGUCGGCGCUCUGACGACCGUCCCGGCUCGAUGGCCCGCCCUCCGGGCACAGCUGGCGAGCGGGCCAGCCUGUCGCCGGCCUCUCCGCAGCCGGCGCCGACCGCCGCCGCCACCCCGACACCGAGCGGCCCGAGAGAGAUCGACACGUGGUACGACGACCCGCUGGGCCCGCUGGAGCAGCGGAUGACCCACUACUCACAGCGGGCGGCUGAGGACGACUGGGACGACGAGCUCGGCGACGACCUGCUGCCCGAGUGAGCAGACCGGCCCGACGUCUGACGGCGGGAGGCGGAAACUGAGACUGGCCGGCCGGCCGCCAGGGUAGGGUCGAGGGCAGGCCGGUGUGGGCCGGAACGGUAGCGCUGCAAGUCAUUUACUGCUGUGAUUAUUUUUUAUAAGUCUCUACAAGUUGUACUAAACCAAUUUUCAUUCGUUGAAUACGUGAAGUAUUAACUUCUUUUUUUCGGUUCAGUUUUAAUGAAAUGUUUAUUUUGUUACGUCAUCUUUUUUACAUUCCGUUGUUUCAUGUAUCGCAUUUUUCAUUGCAUACCAACAUUUGUGAUAUUUUAUAUACCUAUGUUGUCUGAUCCUUGGACGCUAUGUAUAUGUAAGUGUAAAUGCCUGCACUGAGUGUGCCAGCUGAUGUUACUAAGAUGAGUUACUGUCCCUCGUGUGAUGUGUAGAAAUGUACGUACUUAAGCAGACUCCUGACUGCAUUCUGGCCGCCGGGGUCAAGAGAUAUCCUACAGUUUUCACAAACAUCGGAUAAAGUCGACUUAUCCUACCCCGGAUGUAAGAUAAUCCGCGAAGGUACAUGGAAGACAAUAUCAUAUAUGUAAAGUGCACGAAAAUAUUGAUCUGCUAUUGCAUAGUACGAUUAGUACGACUACAUAACACUGCACGGGUGUAUUUAUGUUUUAUGUAGUCACGAUAUGUAACCUUAUGUAACGAUGAAAUGUUAGGUUCACUCUAUGGAUGUAACUUUGCUGCAGUGUUGUUCCUUUUCUGUCGGUCGUCUUCUUGCUCGAUGUCCUCAUUUGACGGCACACUGAUAAAAGCUGUCCAUUUCACCGCUCCGAUGCAUAUGUUUGUUACCUAAUAUAUUUUAUUUCGAUCGCAACGUCCAUGUUUGUGAGUCACGUAAUACAUUUUAUUUCGA
Molecule: messenger RNA, 3664 nt
Organism: Amphibalanus amphitrite
Lineage: Eukaryota; Metazoa; Arthropoda; Thecostraca; Balanomorpha; Balanidae
Product: intraflagellar transport protein 88 homolog
Exons: 16
Coding region: 190-2763 (857 amino acids)
Biological process (GO): non-motile cilium assembly; intraciliary transport
Cellular component (GO): non-motile cilium; ciliary basal body; ciliary base
Molecular function (GO): kinesin binding
Source: RefSeq, a predicted model, not a curated record